AUGUAUGAAGGCAAGAACAUCCAUUACUCGAGUGCAGACAGCAAGCUGUUGUGCUCCUUUAGCGGUAAACUUUGCAAUCAGCGGCGUCUUAACGGAUAUGGAUUCUGUGUGCGUCACAUCCUGGAAGACCCGACAGCCCCUUUCAAGCGUUGUGCAUACGUGGCGAAAUCUAGUAAUCAGAUGUGUACGCAGGCAAUACCGAAGCAUGAAGAAAGAAGAUACUGCAACAAUCAUAUGCAAGUGUUGGGGAUGUUGCCAAAGAAGGAGAGAAAGAAGAAGGACAAGCCAGGGGUUGUUUCAGAAAAUAAACUACAACUUAUCAAUUCUGGGAAUGCCAAAGCCAAGUUCAGUCUCUCUAAAGACACGAGCACACCUGUGAUAAAGCCACCACCAUCAGCUGGGGAUCCAGAUGACCCAUAUGCAUUUCCAGAUGCCGGUCCGGCAGAAAACAAGCCAGGAGACCUUACUGGCGUUAUGCCCGCCUCUUGUGAUAGCAUUUUAGGAAAAUCUCUACAGACUGGCCAGGGAUUUGUGAGGUCAGCCAGUGAUAUCAGCAGCACUGCAGGAUUUAGUCUGUCUGGAGGUUCCACAAUCGCCAAGUACUAUCCAGAGCUUGCAGAGAAGCUUGAGAAGAUGAGAGCUAAACCUGAAACUAAGGUGGUGCCUAAGAGCAGGGCGAGAGUCUCCAGAACGAUGAAUAAAUUACAGACUAAGAUCGCUCAGAAUAAAAUCAAUGAGAAACUACGGAAGUCACAAGAACUGAAUCAGACAGAUUCAAACUCCAGCCCUAUUCAAGUGUCUAGCCCAGAACAUGGUGCAGAGUUUGAACUUAGUCCUAGUCUGGAUCGUGUGUUUAGUCCCGUAUUACGCACUUAUGGUUCUCAUGGUUCCGCUACAGGAAGUUUCCCCCCGAACCUCUCAGCGUCUCGUUAUGAGCAGCUGCCAGGCACGCAGGACAUCCCACCACUACCUCAGGUUGACACCUCUUUUUUAGCAACUCUUGCAGUUCAGGACAGUAUGGGCUUCCAAAAUACUUUAAAUGAAACUGGGUUGUCAGAGCGGCUCAUGGCCGCGCAUACGCCUCCUCGCUUACCACCACCGUAUCCUGGUUCUUCCACAUUAUCAACACCUUCAUCGUUAGCUUCCACAGAUCUUCCUGCCAGUGCCUUCAGUCCACAGACAAACUUGAACUGUGUGUUGGAAAAUUUCAGCGCCUCACACUCGCCCCAAAGGACUACGAUAACCCAAACAGGCCCAUCAGGGCCAUCUUCGUUAUCUUCACUAUCAUUUUCUUCCCCGCACUCUUUACAUCCAGGGCUUCAGACCCCGACGCCUCCUGGCUUUCUCUCUCCAGCCUCGUCAUCGUCAUUUCCAUCGUCGAUUGCAUCAAAUUACUCAUUUCCAACAUCAGCGGGAACCACAGAUUCUCAGCUGCCAAGCCUAAAAUCGGUGAAUAAUCGUUUACCCACAAUACCUCCCUCAAACAUAAACAUUUUUUCCAUGUUGAAUAUAAAUCCGAAACAGUUGAGCAUUGACCCGGCAACUGGACUGCCUCAGCAGCAUCUGCUUCCGUCUCCAAACACCCUGGCCGCUCAUCUUAGUCUACCUCCACCACCACCAUAUGUGCCUCCGGUCGUUCCACCCAAAGUGGCAGUGGCAACACAACAACAGAGCAUACCACAAUCAAAGAUCCCAGCACCGGUCCCAGCAUCGGCACCUGUGACACCAAAGACCUCAGUUCCCCACACGAAACUACACAAAUUAACGGGUAUCCUGUCUGAAAAAGUUGCCAAGCGGAAGUUGAAAAGUGACCUUGCUGUGAAUUAUUAUUCCUUAUAUGCCAAGAGGAAAAUCAGCAAUCACUGUUUGGUGGGCCCUUUUCUGGCCAGCUCAGACGAUGACAGCGAAGAUGGGGGUGUUGACAUGUUGCCUUGGCAACGGGAUGUCUUCUCAGCGUCUUCAGAUGAGGAGGCAGAGUAUGAUGAUGAGCUGCCAAAUGACGUCCCCAUGGGAAUGCGGCCAACAAAGUUAUCGCUCCUGAAGACUAGACUGCGUCGGCAGUGGUGUCAGGCCAAGAAUGCCUACAACACCAACAGGCUGGUGCAGAGCAGUAACAAUCAGGCAACAUUAGCUUUGAUACGCACAGCCAGGAACAGCGCGGCUUGUGCUGUGAGGGCGCUGUGGCAGAUAACACAUGUGAAAAAAUCCAAACGAAAGCUGCAGAGGAGGUUGCCUAAGAGAAAAAUUUGCUGCCACAAAAAUGAGAAAGAGGGCCAAUGUCAGAACCAGUGUUUGCCAUAUGCCAAUCAUUGCUUGAAACAUAUCACAUACAACAUCAAUCAGCAGCUGUUUGAUUUCUGCACUGCCAAGUUUGCCAACAACGUCCAGUGUUGUCUCCCAUCGUUUGACCUUCGGCACGAGCUUCCCCUUUGCCAGGAGCAUGCUGCCAAAACGGAUAAUUAUCAAAAGCAGUUGGCAUUAGAGAACAAGAAAAAGCCUCGGAAGAAAUCAAAGCCUCCGGCUCUCACUCGGCCUCCAAGAAAAGGAAAGAAGAAGAAGAAAGGAAGGUAUGCUCGAACCCAGAACCUCGUAAGUCAAGUGCAAUCAUCAGGAAUCGAUUCUGCUCUGUCGGAUGUCGAUGUCACCACAGUAGACUCUGGCAAACAGGAAGAGAGCACACUGAGGGUCUCAGUCUCCCCUUCUCAUGGCAGCGAACUAGCUCAUGCUGCUGCGGCUACUGCUAUCGCCCAAGUUCCAUCUUCUGUUGCUUCGUCAGGUUUCUCUGUUCCCAUCAGCAGAGGAAAUAAAAAUCUAGACCAUGGUCUGGAACUGGAAGAGCCGUUGUCGCCAGAUUUUGACAAGCCCUUUGAGCUGCCACUUGAGCAAGCAUCACGUCUGCUGGACGAGUCCGAUUUUCAAGAAGUGGUCAACAAGAUGCCUUUCGAUGCUCUCGAUCUUUUUGGCAAAAAUGGAGAACCUGAACAUGAGUCAGAAGUGGCAGACCUGUCUUCAGCCAGCAAAGCUCGUGAUGCCCUGGAGAAGCUGCUCACAGGCACCAUGUCAGAGGAGGAGUCCAUGCAGAUAGCCAUGCUGCUGGCCCAGAAUCUGCAGACAGAUGCAGAACUGGCACAUCAUGCUGGGCUCAUGAAUGAGAUCAUUCCCAGCACCACAGCUCAAGGAGACUCCCGGCUGCUGUCCUUAGGAGGUAUGGGUAUGGACAUUUCCAUGACCCCGCACUUGUUGGGACUGUCGGUCAGUGAUUCUUCAUUACUGUCCAUGCAGCCAGCAGGUCUAAAUGACAGUUCAGGGUUAGGAGUUGCUCAUAUGGGUUUGCAUUCUUCGCAGCAGCAGAUGUUGCAUCCUCACCAGGCAGGAGUCAUGCAGCACCUCUCUUUGACAACAGCCUCCAGCAUGUCUGGGUCCUACGGUCAUCAGGACAGCCUCAAAAUGAAUGCAGCAUCAUUUCAUCCGCUUCAGCAGCAUCAGGUGCUGGCAUCCCCGGCCACAUCUGCAGCAACCAUGGACAGUAUUCCUUCAGUCUUUACUGCUGAUUUGAAUGCCAUGUACGGUCAUGCUGACAGCAUGUCACAGUCCCAUUUGUCUGUUGACCACAACUCUGUUUUAAAUCUCAAACAUAUCACAGGCUUGGAUAGUUUUUCAGUAUCUACAGCAAAGGCUGUGCUGCGUCAUCAUCUUUCUCCAUCACAGCCUGUAACCACCAAUGCCGGAAUCAAGACCUCAAAUGUUUAUGCAGUCUCAGCUCAAGCCGGUUACCACCCUGAUAUGGUUGGAGUUCAGAUACCCCUGACGCAGGCUAACCUCGAGCUGUCUCGGAGUAUCAUCAAUCUGGAAGCAUCCUCCAUAACACAAGGUGGUUAUAGCCUGCAGUCUUUGCCUGUCAUCACGGUUCAGUCGAGGUCAGACAAGGGAGUUUCAUAUCAAAGUAUAUCCUCACAGUUAUCGUCCAGUAAAUUGUUGUCUUCAUCCUCGUCAGAGUUUCCGCAAACGCUUGCACUGUCAACGCCAUCCCGUGCCAAGAAAGCAAAACUCAUGACCUCAUCAAAAACUUCAUCUGUGAUAGCUCACCAGCAGAUGCUGCACCAGAGUUUGCAGCCCCAGCCACAACAUGGGGUCCAGCUGCAGCACCGAUCACAACUCCCUCAGCAGUCUGUUCAACACAUUCUCCAGGCCACUGCCCCGCCCCAGACUAGAAGCCUCGCUAUACCUGAUGCAUCCAAAGCCGUCAGGCCUUUAGACAAACCACCGUCUUCACCAAACCUUCCCACAACCACUGCUGUCAAAUCCCAUGCCUCCACGGGCCAAGCUCUAUCCACGCGCAGGCUGGUUCUGCCUGGGGUCGAGACCCUACACCAUCGGGACAAUUCAAAGCAGGUUUUCACUUCCUUGGCUCUGUCAACAUCAGACAGUUCAAAGGUAAAACUGCAUAACUCUAACAUGCAGCUUACAGACAUCACAAGAACUAGAAUGAGUUUACAAGAGAGUCUCAACUCGCAACAUACUAUGAAUUCUGUAAGCUCCACUCAGGCGUCAUUCACUUCUUCAUCUUAUUCAAACUCAAAACUAGGAAAUACGGUCAGGUACUCUCUGACGGCAGACAGUUCCCUUGCUCCUGCAGCAUCAUUGACCACGACCAUCCGCCACAACCUCUUGACUGGCCCCAGUGGACCUACAACAGAAUCUAUUUUAGUCACAGUGCGACAGCCGUCUCCGUUAGAGUCUGUGCCAACAACGGUCAGACACACGCUGCCGGACACCCUCUCUUCACCCAUCACUUUGCCAUCAUCACCGUCGCUUCACAUGCAUCCACCACCAGCAUCGUCGUCGUCGUCAUCAUCAUUAUCAUCGUCUCAGGAGAUUCCAAGCUACAGCUCACAUAACAAACUACCACAGUCGGGUAUUAUAACACAGUCAUCAUCGUUAUUUCACUCGGACCUUCACCGCCCCCAGUGGGUGCCGAUGGCUACCAACAUCACCUUGCAGAAUGGACUGCCUUUUGUCUCAUCCGCAUCCAGGGCCCAAUUAUCAAACAGACUCCACCCUGCUGGCAAGGGAAGUGUUAAAAACAAACAGAGCAACGCUGCUGCAGAGGCGGCAAGAAUCUCUGCCCUGGCAACCGCCGCCGGGGUGCCAGUCGUUUGUAAUCAAGUAUCGCUGCCUGGUUUCGUACAAGGCAUCUCAACCACAACAUUCAAAACCACCGGCUCCUCCUGA
Molecule: messenger RNA, 5232 nt
Organism: Candidula unifasciata
Lineage: Eukaryota; Metazoa; Mollusca; Gastropoda; Stylommatophora; Geomitridae
Source: the annotation of a GenBank genome assembly